CACUGCUCAUUCUGUCAGACAGUCAACAUGGCUGCUGUUGGUUUCCGACGCUUGGCCCAGGCUCUCUGUAGAGGGAACCGGUCCGGCCUUCCGGCCCUGGUGUCGGGAAGCAGAGCGGCCUCUGGUUUGACGAAGGAUGGUCUGCCUGGUGCGUUCCCCCAGACCCCAGAGGAGAAAGCUGCUGCAGCAAAGAAGUACAACAUGACGGUGGCGGAGUAUGAACCGUAUCCGGACAAGGGAGAGGGCUUCGGUGACUAUCCAAAGCUACAAGAUAGAUCUCAGCACGAGAGGGACCCCUGGUACAAGUGGGACCAUCCUGACCUGAGGAGGAACUGGGGAGAGCCGAUGCACUGGGAUUUUGAUAUGUACAUCAGGAACCGUGUGGAUACGUCUCCCAGCCCUGUGUCCUGGUCCACCAUGUGCAAACAGCUGUUUGGGUUCAUCGGGUUCAUGCUGUUUAUGUUUUACCUUGGGGAGAAAUUCCCAGCGUACCAACCUGUUGCAGCGAAACAGUUUCCCUACAACGACCUGUACCUGGAGAAAGGAGGAGAUCCAGAAAAAAAGCCGGAGGAAGUGAAAAACUACGAAAUCUAAACGAUUAAAAUCUUCUACUUGUGUAAAUAUAUAUUUCUGUGAAGAAUAAAAACGUAUGAUAAAAGUUAA
Molecule: messenger RNA, 663 nt
Organism: Pleuronectes platessa (European plaice)
Lineage: Eukaryota; Metazoa; Chordata; Actinopteri; Pleuronectiformes; Pleuronectidae
Gene: ndufb8
Product: NADH:ubiquinone oxidoreductase subunit B8
Exons: 5
Coding region: 28-594 (188 amino acids)
Biological process (GO): mitochondrial electron transport, NADH to ubiquinone
Cellular component (GO): mitochondrion
Source: RefSeq, a predicted model, not a curated record